This is a messenger RNA of Quercus robur (English oak), 994 nucleotides long. RefSeq lists its product as uncharacterized. Gene Ontology annotation, cellular component: late endosome; HOPS complex. Gene Ontology annotation, biological process: protein targeting to vacuole; endosomal vesicle fusion. The transcript has 3 exons. NCBI's taxonomy places the organism in Eukaryota, Viridiplantae, Streptophyta, Magnoliopsida, Fagales, Fagaceae. Bases 273 to 914 code for a protein of 213 amino acids. The record is from RefSeq and is a predicted model, not a curated record.
UCUUCUUUAGCUGAAGAAGGUGUGGUCAUAUUUGUCACCCAUCAAACUGCUCUGGUGAAAACGUACCUGUAGAAGCAUCAGAGAGAGUCUACUUGCUCGCAAUUGCUUGGGACCGAAAAGUUCAGGUUGCAAAGUUAAUCAAAUCAGAGCUAAAAGUAUAUGGGAAAUGGUCUCUUGACAGUGCAGCUAUAGGUGUGGCUUGGUUGGAUGAUCAGAUACUGGUUGUUCUUACAUCAACUGGACAACUCUGUCUGUUUGCUAAGGAUGGAACUAUGAUUCACCAAACAAGUUUUUCUCUGGAUGGUUAUGGUGGAGAUGAUCUUGUUGCAUACCAUACCCACUUUAUUAAUAUCUAUGGAAAUCCUGAGAAAGCUUUUCACAAUUGCAUAGCUGUAAGAGGAGCUUCAGUAUACAUCCUUGGUCCUAUGCAUCUUGCUGUUUCUCGCCUUCUCCCAUGGAAGGAACAGAUUCAGGUUCUGUGGAAAGCGGGUGAUUGGAUGGGUGCACUGAACAUGUCAAUGACACUUUAUGAUGGCCAGGCGCAUGGUGUUAUUGACCUUCCUAGAACCUUGGAUGCUGUACAGGAGGCCAUAAUGCCCUACCUUGUGGAGUUGCUUUUGUCAUAUGUAGAUGAAGUAUUUUCUUAUAUUUUGGUGGCAUUUUGCAACCAAGUUGAGAAAAUGGAACCACUGGACAACCCAAAUAGUAGAAGCAGUUCUGUGCACUCUGAAAUAAAAGAGCAAUACACUUGUGUUGGUGGAGUUGCUGUGGAAUUCUGUGUUCAUAUCAAGAGGACUGACAUCCUUUUUGAUGAAAUUUUCUCCAAGUUUGUGGCGGUACAACAGAGAGGUAUCAUUACAUCUCUGAGUCUUCUUGUGUUGAAUGCUUCAAUUACUACGCAGUUUGAUCUUUGAUGUCCAGGUUGAAGUUCAUUUUUUAAGUGAAACUUGGUAACUCAAUUUGUGAUAGCCGUAACUACAUAACAUGAGGCUAG